Molecule: messenger RNA, 2934 nt
Organism: Mixia osmundae IAM 14324
Lineage: Eukaryota; Fungi; Basidiomycota; Mixiomycetes; Mixiales; Mixiaceae
Exons: 12
Coding region: 33-2540 (835 amino acids)
Biological process (GO): N-terminal peptidyl-methionine acetylation
Cellular component (GO): cytoplasm; NatA complex
Molecular function (GO): protein-N-terminal amino-acid acetyltransferase activity; protein binding
Source: RefSeq, a predicted model, not a curated record
UGAUCGUGCCCAAAAACCAGCGUGAGGCCGUCAUGGCGCCCGGCAAGUCUGCGAUCGAUGCGCGGGCUCUGCCUGCGAAAGAGGCCAAGCUCUUCAAGGAGCUCCUGGUGGAAUUUGAGAACAAGUUGUACAAGAAAGGAGUCAAAACGGCAGACGCAAUCCUCAAGAAAGUGCCCGAUCAUGGAGAAACUCUCUGCAUGAAGGGCAUCAUUGUGUACAACAUGAACAGAAAGGCCGAGGGAUUCGAGCUUGCCAACCGUGGCUUGAGAAAAGACAUCAAGUCGCAUAUUUGCUGGCAUGUCCAAGCGCUCAUGCACAGAGCCGACAAAGACUACGAUCAAUCUCUGACGUGUUAUCUGCAAGCUCAUAAGCUCGACAAGGACAACUACAACAUACUCCGAGACUUGGCAGCAUUGCAGAUCUAUCAACGCCAGUACGAGGCCGCACUCGAAUCUAGAUUGCUUAUGCUUCGGUUGCAACCCAAGAUCAGACCGAAUUGGGCGAGCUUGGCGGUAAGCUACCACCUCUUAGGCGAUCUUGCUCGGGCUGCAGAUACUUUGCGAGCCUACCUGAGUCUCUUGGAGGAAGUGCCACCGCAAGACUACGAAUACUCUGAAACAGUUCUGUAUCUGGUCUCCGUACUCGAGGAAGCCGACCAGCCGCGAACAGCACUAGACGCUUUACACGGUCACACGCAAUUCAUCGUUGACAAGACUACGCGGGACGAACUUACUGCUCGGUUGCUUGUAAAGGUCGGCGAGAAGCAAGAAGGCUUACAAGCCUGGCGCAAGCUCCUUGCCUCUAAUGCGGAAAAUUACACCUACUUGCGGGGCUACCUCGCCGCUAGCGACCUGAACUCGGAGGACGCCGAGCAAAGUGACGCUUGCUUGCGAUGUCUGGACGACCUCGCAGGCCAAUACCCGCGUUCGCUAGCAAUACGAAGGCUUACUUUGAUCAUCAGCCGGGGCACGUCAUUCGCGAGUCGUGUAAAGGUCUAUCUAGCCGAUGCGCUUUCCAAAGGCGUCCCUUCGCUGUACAACGACCUAAAGCCUUUACUUCUGCUAGACGAAAAACGCGAAGCCAUUACGCAAUGCGUCGAGACUUUUGUAGAUACACUGACGACUAAACACGUCUUGGAUACAGAAGACGCACAGGGCAUCGAUCCGCCGACUACGCUCGUUUGGGCGCUCUACUUCCAAGCGCAGCUUUUUUCGGGCUUGGGGCUACAUCAGGGGGCGCUCCAAACGAUCACCAAAGCGCUCGACCACACGCCUACUUUGCCCGAGCUGCCAAUGAUGAAGGCGAGAAUACUCAAAAGAGCUGGUGACUUUGUCGGUGCCGAGAAGGCAAUGGCAGAAGCAAGAGCACUGGAUGGUCAGGACCGGUUCCUGAACUGCAAGCACGCAAAAUAUCUUCUCAGAGUCGACGAUGUCGCUGCUGCGGAAAGCACCGCUGGUCUCUUCACGAGGAAAGACGCAGCGUCUCCCAUAGCAGAUCUGAUCGACAUGCAAGCUUUCUGGUUCUUGCAAGCCGAAGCACAAUCCCACCAGAGGCAAUAUCGGCUCAACAUGGCGCUUAAGCGCUAUCAUCAAAUAGCAGCAAUCUUUGCGGACAUACGCGAAGAUGAAUUCGACUUUCACUCUUACGCAAUAAGGAGGUUCACCUUGCGAGCCUAUGUACAAUUACUGCGCUAUGAAGAUCAACUGCAUUCGCAUACAGCAUGUCUGAACGCAGUCGAGGGUGCAGUGCAAAUAUAUCUAGAAUUGGCAGAUAAGGCUGCUGGCCGUCCUGUUCGUCCCGAGCCAGUAAUGGACGAGGCUGCUCGGGAUGCAGAACGACAACAAGCGAAAAAGAACAAAAAAGCAGAGGCCAAAGCUAAGUCCAAAGAGACACCUAAGAAAGAUGCAGACGUGCUUGUCUCCGCCGAAGAUACAGAUCCAAACGGCGACGCGUUGCUCGCCACCACGGAGCCGCUCGAAUCGGCGAAUCAGCUACUGAAACCUCUCAAGCUUAGUGCUGCCAAAGAGAUCCAGACAUGGCUACUUGCUUUCGAUAUUGAUAUCCGUCGAGAUAGUCUAAUACUGGCAGCCCAGAGCCUAGCGAAAGCGCAUGCGCUCAACAAAGAUGACGAUCGAUUGCCUUUGCGGUACAUCAGUCUUAUGCGAGCGCUGGAAAGACGACAGAGUAUCGAGCCUGCGGUACGACAAGCGUUGACUGACGUCCUCUCUUCUGCUACAAAGGCGUCUUCCCCGGCUACGUAUCUUGAAGAGCUGAAGCUGGCGCCCGUGCGGAUGGCUCAAUGUGUCUUCGAAGCUAGAGGGGCCGAGGGCCUCAAAGAGGUCGAAGACCGCCUGUUCACUCAGCUCGACGAGGAGUCGCCGCCGCACAUGCACACGUGUCAGGAAGCGAUCGAGCUGCUCGAGCUCGCACGGUCAGAGCGCAUCACAGAAUACAAAGCCAGAGCCGCGAAGCUCUUGCCGCUCUCAACUUGCUUUACGAGGACGGAGCCUCAUGUCAACGGCGUCAAUGGACACUCAUAGCUUUGCUCUAGCUAUGCCUGUAGCUGUGACCAGAUGCAUCUGGCCGUAAGGCAGCCUGAAUUGAGAGUGAUGCUCGGCGAGCUUCAACCUCGCAGUGGCGCAGCCAUAGUGAUGGCGAGUUCAACAGCUUGCAUUGUGCAAUCUAGCGGAUGAGCAAGAGCACGCAGACUAAAACGCAGGACGCAUAGAAACACGCUCGCGAGAUUGGUGGCUGGUAUGGCGCUUGCCUUGUCUCUUUCUUGCUGCCUGCCGAGUCUGACCGUCAUCCAGCUUGAGCUUGAGUCGUCGAUUCCUGUCGGCAGGUUCGAUGGCGAGAGUCAUACUCUUGUCCGACGAGCAGAUGCGCCUCCCGAUGAUGUGCAUGAGCUUUGUCGGCAUCACAGCAGAUCACCCG